AUGGUGCCAACGAGCUCAUCGGCGAACGUGCAAUCAACAAGAUCAACAACAAUAACAAGCACGACCUUCAUCGUUCCCCUUUGGAUGAUCAAGUUGCUUGUUUUGAUUCUAUGCUUCUUCAUCUUGAUUUCUUCAUUUUUCACAUCACAAACGGCUUCUCAUCCACGCACUUUUCUCACCAUUCACUUGACCGCAGCGGCAUUGAUUGGCUGGUCAAUUCAGACGGUUUUACGUCAAUUAUUGAACAUUCGCUAUGUGGAACUCCUGCUAAAUUUCGUGUUCCUUAUUUUAUGCAUUUUAUGUGUUAUUGCUUUAUUGGUCUACAUUUUCGAGACGAAACUCGAAAAUGGCUUCUCUUUUGCAUUUAUGCUAAUUUUCGUGAUUCUUGCAAUGAUUUCAUUGUUGCUUCUCACAUGGUCAUGGCAAGAAAAAAAAAUCGUUGUUUCCGCA
This is a messenger RNA of Mesorhabditis belari, 450 nucleotides long. The record is from the annotation of a GenBank genome assembly. Lineage: Eukaryota; Metazoa; Nematoda; Chromadorea; Rhabditida; Rhabditidae.